Molecule: messenger RNA, 5158 nt
Organism: Sardina pilchardus (European sardine)
Lineage: Eukaryota; Metazoa; Chordata; Actinopteri; Clupeiformes; Clupeidae
Gene: phf20l1
Product: PHD finger protein 20 like 1
Exons: 24
Coding region: 408-3815 (1135 amino acids)
Biological process (GO): regulation of transcription by RNA polymerase II
Cellular component (GO): NSL complex
Source: RefSeq, a predicted model, not a curated record
AACGUUACUCUACAUUUAGCGAGUGAUCUGCUUAGCUGGCAGGCUAGCUAGGUAACAUUCGCUAGCAGGUCACUGUUGCUAGUCUGCAAUGGCAAAUGUUAGCCAGCCCACUAGAGUUAUGGCUACGUGAAGGCUAACGGAGAUAGUAACAUUGAAGUUAUUGGGGAAACUAUGCUAGUACUCCGAUUCAAGUGUUUUGUGACAUUGACUGAAUCAUUGUCUACAAUAAGGUUGUGUUCUUUCCAUAAAAUGCUUUUGCCUUGAAGUUUACAUGCAAAGCAUCGCCAACAAGCUGUUAACUGGCUAACGUUAGCAAACUAUGAGAAACAGAUUAGCUAACAUUAACUUAGCCCUAACCAACGCUCGAGAGCUAAUAGGACCAAGGCAUAACCGAAACAUUUGUGAGGAUGAGUAAGAAGCCUCCCUGUCGGCCAGGAAUCAUCUUUGAGGUGGGCGCAAGAGUUGAGGCCCAGGACUAUCUUCAGAAAUGGUACACCUCUCGCAUUGAGAAGAUUGACUAUGAUGAAGGGAAAAUGCUAGUGCAUUUUGACCGUUGGAGCCACCGCUAUGACGAAUGGAUCUUUUGGGACAGUAACCGCCUAAGGCCUCUUGAGAAGCCAACCCUAAGGAAGGAGGGACUAAAAGAGGAAGAGGAGAUGUCUGAGAGACUCGGCGAGAUAAGAACAUCUCGCCUACCUGAGCUUCCUGGAUGUACAGAGAGCACAGAGGACCAAACAGAGUUACCACAGCCGAGACAAGAACUGAGAGAUGGUGAGGAGGUCCUGGCUCGUUGGACUGACUGCCGAUACUAUCCAGCAAAGAUUGAGACGGUCAACAAAGAGGGUACUUACACAGUCCAAUUUUACGAUGGUGUAAUAAGAUGCGUGAAAAGAAUUCAUAUCAAAUCGAUGCCUGAAGAUGCAAAAGGACAGGACUGGAUUGCACUUGUGAAGGCAGCCACGGCAGCUGCGAAGAGCAAAGGAGGCUGCAGGCCACGCACGAGUGUAAACAGCAACAAGAGCAAAGAUGAGCAGAUGUCUGACUGUGAGGAGGAGGAGGAAGAAGAGGAGGAGGAGGAGGAGGAGGAGGAGAUCAAGCUGGAAGAAGAGGAGGACCGAAAAUCAGAGAGACCAGACACGGAGUCAGCAGGAGAGGAUGACUGCAAGUCUCAAUCUGAUCACCAAGAGAUGGGCAACGCUAAGAAAAGGAGAAGACCGGGCAGUGUCUGUAAUUCCAAGAGGCUUCGUCUACAGCCAGGAUACAGUGAAGAGGAGAUGGACUGCAAGGAGGAGCCAAAGGACGUGCCAGUCACAACUCAGCAGAGGAUUGUGGACGCCGAGGCGUCCACUGUAGACAGUAAAGCUGCGGUUUUCCCGGCUGUGCAGGGCGUCCCAUCCCCGGUCCGACUGCGUAACCGGCGGCUCAAGCAUGACUCUGGAGAAUCCAGCAGCAGCCAGAGGCACGGGGCAGAGGAGGGUGAGGCCAGCUGCUCCCCGGCCUCCAGCCACAGUUUCACCGACGCUCCUCAAACAGUCUUGAUAGGUGCACAGGCAGCUGCCUCAUCACCUCAGAGAAGACGACGAUCUCAGAGGCUUGCCACCACCUUUGACCCAAUAUGUCCUUCUUCUCCCACACCCAAAGACAUUAGUCCGCACUCAAACACAGAUCUUCCACAGCCCAACGAGAAAGACAUGGAAAACUCUGAGAAGAGAACGGCAUCUCCUCACAACACCUUGCCUGUGGUUCCUGCUACCCCACCUUCCAUACCUCCAUCCCUUGGUUCAUCGCCAAGUCCAUUAUCUGAGAAGUUGGUUGAUGGACAAGUGACUAAUCACGUUCUGCUGGGACAGAAAUCUCCUCCUCUGGUGACAGCCGUUACUCCCAAGGCUGUUGCGAGAACACCCAAGGCAAAUAAGCAUGCAAGGGAACCAAUCAUGAGUACCAAGCGCUCGGAGGACCCUACAUCUCUGAAUGAGUGCAUCGAUCUGGACCAUAACAAAUUCAAGUGUAAAAUUCCUGGUUGCUCCAAGGCCUUUCGGAAAGCCAAGCUCCUGGACUACCAUCUCAAGUAUUACCACAAUACAGACAAGGAGCAGGAGGCAGACGUUGGAUCUCCAGACAGAGUCGGCCGCACCAGGGCCACCUCCGCCUCCAUGCCAACCAGCACCCUCCUGGAGGUCCCUGAUAACAAGAGGCGCAGGACCGUCUCCACCUCCUCUUGUCCGCGACCGGGCCCUUAUCUCUCUUUCGGUGUGCCAGCUCUCUCCUCCCAGAGCCACAGUCUGCACCUGGACUACACCGGAAACUGUUUGAGGCCUCCGAAGUUCUGCAAGAAAAAGCGUUCGUCAGCCUCGGUUAGCUCCGACAGCACUGAGGUGUCUUUGCCUCCGCCGCCACGGGAAAAAGCUUUCGAGAGCCUCCACGAAAAGAUCCUCAAGAAGGUCAUUGAGAAGGACACGGGACUUUGCAUAAAGACAGAGAAGAAGUGCCAGUUGAUAGGCAGAAAGAAAGAGAAGGACAAAGACCGCAAGGACAGAAAAGAAAAGGACCCCUUUAAGUUAAAACAGAAGAAGAAGAAAAAGAAAAAGAAGAAAUCGAAACAGCACGGUUACUCUGAGCUAGAGGACAUGUCUCUGGCUUUCCUGGAGCGGUCGUCUCCGUCUGCUUUCCACCGCUCCACUGGCAGCGCCUUCACCCUUCAUACGUCCUCCUCCUCUUCCGCCUCCUCCAAGCAUAACUACCCCCGUGCCAUCCUGUCCAUCGACCUCACCGGGGAGAACCUCUCGGACAUCGACUUCCUGGAGGACUCGACCACGGAGUCGCUGCUACUAAGCGGCGAUGAGUACAAUCAGGACCUGGAGUCGCUGGCCAUGGACGACUUCCCCGACGAGGACGAGACGGCAGCUAACGAGAUCGUGCGCUGCAUCUGUGAGAUGGACGAGGAGAACGGCUUCAUGAUCCAGUGUGAGGAGUGUAUGUGCUGGCAGCACAGUGUGUGUAUGGGUCUGCUGGAGGACAGCAUCCCUGACCAGUACAUCUGCUACAUCUGCAGAGAUCCCCCAGGGCAGAGAUGGAGUGCCAAGUACUGCCACGACAAAGACUGGCUGAAUAAGGGCCACAUGUACGGCCUGUCAUUCCUCGCUGAGAACUACUCCCACCAGAAUGCCAAGAAGAUCAUGUCGACCCACCAGCUGUUGGCCGACGUCUACAGUGUCAGGAAAGUGCUGCACGGCCUGCAGCUGAAGAUGGACAUUUUGCAGAGCAAACACAAUCCCAGCCUGCACUUGUGGGCGCGCUCGUGGGUGAACUCGGACGAGGAGCAGCCCAUGGGCGGGGCGCCCGACUGCAUCCACCUCCGCGAGCACCUCAGCCAGAGCGCCCUCCCCGAGACGUACAUCACCAGCGAGCACAGCUACCAGAAGCCUCCCAACGCGCAGGAGCGAGCGGGGGAGCCGGGAGCGCCACCAGCCGCCAGCGCCCCGCAAUGCGUACCAAAGGAGGAGGAGGACACUGGUGCCAUAUGCCUGGCCAGCUGCGUUACGGAGAGCUACGCCGGGUCAGCUGAUCAGGCCCGCAACUGCCUGCAGUGGCAGAUGAACCUGCUCACGCACAUCGAGGACGUGCAGAACCAGGUGGCCGGCCGGAUGGACCUGAUCGAGAAGGAGCUGGACGUUCUGGAGAGCUGGUUGGAUUUCACCGGUGAAUUGGAGCCCCCAGACCCUUUGGGUCGCCUGCCUCAGCUGAAGUGCCGAAUCAAGCAGCUCCUUACUGACCUGGCCAAGGUCCAGCAGAUGAGCACCCUGUGUUCGGUGUGACGCAGUUAACCGGGCUUCGACACACCCACGAACCUGCUUGCACGCACACACACUGUGACCGCACAUGCACCAUUGCACAGCCUGCUGGAGAGGCCUUGGUCUCCUUGAAGUGUCAGACAUCAGAGCCCCCUCAUCCCCAUCCCCACCCCCACCCCUCUCUCUCUCUCUCUCUCUCUCUCUCUCUCUCUUCAAGCAAAUCUGACUCUGGAUCGGCCGCUCCUGGAAUGAAUGUUUGAAGAACUUCAGAAGUCUGUCAGAGGAGCAGUUGGAGGAGGAAGUGCGACUGGAGCUGGCGUAAGAGCAGCCGAGUGGCUCUUGUGUUGUCAGGUGCACUUAAAGGGAAGAUCUAAUCUCUCGCGCACACACACACACACACACACACACACACACACAUUUCAGCCACCCCCCAUGCUGGAGAACUCUUGUCCCCAUUGACAUUCAGUGCCCCAGUGAGCAAAAGGAAUGCCGUCGGAAACAUAAAUUUGUAGCACAAGCUGGGGAUCGAGGCUGGUCCAGAUGAGUAUGUAAGUGUGUGUGGUGCUGGCAUGCCAAACUGCACUGUGUACUUAAAACGACUCCCAACGACUGAGAGGAACAAACUUUGGCUGUAGUGGUCUUUUUUUUCCGAAGACUUAAAACCAGUUAAUGAUUGCGCAUCUGGUCAUUCAAGAUAACGGGAUGACCACACGUCUUGUGCCAAGUGAAGAGUGGGCUCUGUGCUACACGUGCUGCAGCAGCAGUACUCCCAAGCUGACAUAGGAGUCGGACGGGAAACUGAUACAUAGGAUCUGAGUACAGUAUGUAUGCAGUGCAUGCCUAUCUAGUGGUUGUCCUCCGACCUCUCGUUUCAAAUAGCUAGAUGUAAAAUGGCGGCAGUGGUAGCAGCUGUCGCGACAGCUGACUGCUAGCACCGUAGAUUCUCUGCCUGCGACAUGACAAGCCAGCCCAGGAGGAUAGAUCCCCCCCCCCCUCUCACACCCUGUUCACCCCCCCGUAACAGCACAGUAAGCUAGGUCCUCCCUGGACACAAAUAAAAAUGCGUUGAUGGGAAAAUGUUUAUGGUUUUGGAUGGGAAAAUGUAUGUACAGGUUUUUUUUUUGUAACUGUAUACAUAAGGAAGGAUGCAAAAGGCACGAGGACAAAAAUAUACUUGAAAAAAAAAGAUUGCCCACAUGUAUUCAGAAUUUCUAUUAAUCUGUAUAAAAGUGUUUUAGAAUUUAGUAAGCUGUAUGACUUCCAAGUUGUUUUUCAUUGAAAUGUAACAGUUGUAUAUAAAGAGUUUAUUUAAAACUUGGUGUAACAAACCUAACCUAUAACCUCAUUAAAAGUAUUCUGGAUAUUUA